AUGACGAAGAUACAAGAAGUUAUUUUUGAUGAAUGCAAAAAGCUUCUUGAUGAAAUCUCAAAGAUGAGAGAAAAAAAUAAGAAAUCUUUAAACAAGGCAUUUGGUGAUCUCAAAAGUGAAUAUGAAAAUCCUCUCAAAAGUCUAAAUAAAUCUCUUACUGAAGCGAGAGAAAUUACUUUACAGAAUGAGUUGACGAAAACGAUAGCCUGUAUUGAGUUUCUUCGUUUUUACUCUAAUGUUGUUCAUCCAGCAGAACUUGCAAAGCAUGUCGAGGCUCAAAUAGCUAAUGCUAUAAAUCUCACUUUGAAGAUGGUUGCAUCUCAUCUCAAGCCUCUACAACCUGUUAUCAAAACAUACCCAAGGAGUGUUCUGAAGGUAUCUUUGUCACAUUUGAAACAAGGGGGGCGGAGAAGGAGAAAGUCAGGGUUUCAAUCUCAAGAUUCCAGAAAUCAUUCUUAUAUCAUUCGAAGGUAUUUCUUCAGUUCAACCUUAGAUAUUUUUACCAACAUCUUCGACAUCUGUUACUAUUCCAUCUUCUGA
Molecule: messenger RNA, 540 nt
Organism: Lactuca virosa
Lineage: Eukaryota; Viridiplantae; Streptophyta; Magnoliopsida; Asterales; Asteraceae
Source: the annotation of a GenBank genome assembly